Messenger RNA from Linum trigynum, 857 nucleotides. NCBI's taxonomy places the organism in Eukaryota, Viridiplantae, Streptophyta, Magnoliopsida, Malpighiales, Linaceae. The record is from the annotation of a GenBank genome assembly.
GACCGUCGGGGAGGGGAAUAAUAGUUAAUGAUCGACAAGCAAAUUGAAGCCAUGGGGGGAAUAUAUUUCCUCUGUGUUCGCAUGCCUCUCCGUCUACAUCUGUCAGACAAAGCAAAGCGAGAUAGAGAGAGAGAGGCAUAUCCAGAUGAAAAUGACACCAUGCAGUGCAUUCACCAAACCGUGUACUCGCUUUCCGCCGUAUAUCUUACCCACUAGUGAAAACGACGACCACCGUCUCAGCCCUACUCUCAUCGCCGCCGUCCUAUUUGCUCUCCGCGAAGCAAAAUCGCAGGCCACCAGAGGCUCUGUCCUCAUCACCACCUCCCAGGGCAAAUUCUUCUCCAACAGAUUCGAUCUCGGCUGGGCGAGAUCCGCCGCAACCCCAUCCAAGGCCUUCUUGCGCGCUCCACCAAAUGGUGGAAUCGUUCCGGCCGAUUGUCGCCGAGCUGAUCUCCCUUCCGAUGCCCACCGUCGCCGUCAUCCAGGACCACGCCGCCGCCGUCGGAUUCACCCUGGCGCCGAGCCACGAUCAUCGUCACCUCCAUCGGCCUUUCUCCUUCUCUUCUAUCUCGACCAGCGGAGACCGGAUUCACAGCCGGCGACGAUGAUAUAUGGCGAGAUUUUCGACGGGAGCGGCGACUGACAAAGGCUGGAAGCGGCGGAGUGAUGAUGGCGGUCGAGAAGUUAGGAGUGCGAUGGCGGAGAUGGGCGAGGAUGGCGACUCAGCAGCGAAGGCGGAGUUCGGAAUUCAGAUGCUCCUUCUUGUCCAUAAUUAUCUUUCUGUUAAUUUAAUAUAUUAUUAUCUAAUAAUUAAUGGUAUUUUACCCUUAUACCCUUAAUGAAUCCUGUUGUUAGUA